AUGGCAGCCAAGUUUUUACAGAGAGACAUCUUUGUCGUUCAACGCGAGGAAGCCACCCCUCAGUGGCGUUGCCGCAAGUAUCACCCCGUUUCGAUGACCAUACGGGGACGGGCGGUGGCUUCUGUAAAAGAGUACCCCCUUUCUAUUAUGGCGUGUAUCGACGAGCUGCAGGCUACCAAAGUCGAGGCGGCCCAGGCUCUACCGUUAGUGUUGCGGUUUGGCGGCGGCCACUACUCGGCAUUUCUCCAUUCAGCGGGAGUUGCCGAUCCGUUAAACCUUACCGAUACCCAGGACGGGCCGAGUGCGUCGCCGCAGGAUCCGGUCCACUCAUUCUGGGACGCUAGAGCCACAUCGUUGGUACCAUUGAAGGAGAAAGGCGCUUCAGCACUGCCCUCAGACGACAAACGCCUUUCAGACAGCGGUGACCGGACGUCGAUCGUCAUUACGACGCUAGAGACGCGGUCGCUCGAACCUUGGCACAACCCUCUUGUCAAUUGGCUUUAA
Molecule: messenger RNA, 504 nt
Organism: Peronospora matthiolae
Lineage: Eukaryota; Oomycota; Peronosporomycetes; Peronosporales; Peronosporaceae
Source: the annotation of a GenBank genome assembly